UACCUGCGGUCCGUCUACUACGCGAUCGUCGGCAUGUCGACGGUGGGCUACGGCGACAUCAAGCCCGACCCGUCGAACAUGCUCGAGACGAAUUUUUCGAGCUGCAUGAUUUUGUUCGGGGGGUUGCUGCUGCCGGCCAUCGUCGGCGGUCUGGCGUCGCUCAUGGCGGACCUGAACAAGGACAUUCGGGAAUACCGCGCCAAGUUCUCCGAAUUGCGCCUGUCCAUGCAGCGGCAGAAGCUGAACCAGCCCCUUCAGCACGCCCUCCUGCAGUACCACAACUACAUCUGGACGCGCCAGAACGGCGCCGACGAGCUGCUGUCGCUCGCCGCGUCGACGCUGCCGCACACGCUCCGCGCGCGCGUCUGCGUCGCGAUCCGCCUCCCCGUGCUCACGCGGUGCCCCAUCUUCGAGUCGUGCACGGAGGUCAUCAAGCGCGCCAUCGCGCUCUACCUCAUGCCCGAGACCUACAGCGAGGGCGACCUCGUCAUCCAGUUCGGCGACCACGGCGAGGCCAUGCACUUCCUGCUCACGGGCACGGUCCAAGUCGUCGCGGAGAACAACGUGACCAUCUACGCGACCUUGAAGGCGGGCUGCUACUUCGGCGAG
Aureococcus anophagefferens is the source of this 609-nucleotide messenger RNA. RefSeq lists its product as hypothetical. The transcript has 2 exons. NCBI's taxonomy places the organism in Eukaryota, Pelagophyceae, Pelagomonadales, Pelagomonadaceae. The record is from RefSeq and is a predicted model, not a curated record. The annotation marks the transcript as partial. Gene Ontology annotation, molecular function: protein-containing complex binding.